UCAGUUUGACGAAAAUCGUUGCUUCGAACGAACGGAUUAUCCAGCUAACCAAAGAGCAAGCCGAACAGAAGCCAGCACCAUGAACUGUCUAUCCGCGAUGUUCAAGUACUUGCUGUACUUGCUGAACCUGGUGUUCGUGGCCGGUGGCGUCUUGCUCAUCGUGGUGGGCUCCAUCAUGCUCUCCACGAUGGGCAACUUUACAGCCUUCGACGGAGGCGUUAGCACCAAGACCAUCCCGAUCUGCAUUAUCGUCAUCGGAUGUGUCACCUUUGUGGUGGCCUUCUUUGGAUGCUGCGGCACCAUUCGCGAGAACGCCUGCUGCACCACCAUUUACGCCAUCUGCAUGCUGACUCUGUUCGGCCUCCAACUGGCCCUCUCCAUUUGGAUCUUCGCGGCCAACGACAAAUUCUUGACUAGCAUGGGCAAAGUAGUGGACAAGGCCUGGGAUGAGAACAAUGCCGCCCAGGGGUACCCCAUGGAUGCCCUUCAAUUGGCCUUCACUUGCUGUGGCAACUCGGGAUACCAACAGUAUGAUGCCGUGCCCAGCUCCUGCUGCGGUUACAAGGAUCGCAACAAGGUGUGCGAAGAGGCAAUCUACACCCAGCGACCUGGCUGCCAGACGGAGUUCGUCGACUUCUGGGCCUCUAAUACGGACCUCAUCCGGUGGAGCAGUCUGAUCAUCGCCCUCUUCGAGCUGGGCAUCUUCAUCAUGUCCUGCUGCCUGGCCAGCGCGAUGAGGAAGCGCUAGAACCAAAGACUGACACAACUCCUAGCUAUAGCCCAGUUCCUAUCAUAAAUCCAGAACACAAAUUCCUCACUCGCCGUAAAUAAACCGGAAUAGGUUAAGCCCAAUGAAA
This is a messenger RNA of Drosophila teissieri, 857 nucleotides long. RefSeq names its product 23 kDa integral membrane protein-like. Lineage: Eukaryota; Metazoa; Arthropoda; Insecta; Diptera; Drosophilidae. The transcript is spliced from 3 exons. Gene Ontology annotation, cellular component: membrane. The record is from RefSeq and is a predicted model, not a curated record. Bases 80 to 748 code for a protein of 222 amino acids.